This is a messenger RNA of Phaeodactylum tricornutum CCAP 1055/1, 1428 nucleotides long. RefSeq lists its product with no specific name. Gene Ontology annotation, molecular function: calcium-activated cation channel activity. The record is from RefSeq and is a predicted model, not a curated record. NCBI's taxonomy places the organism in Eukaryota, Bacillariophyta, Bacillariophyceae, Surirellales, Neidiaceae. The transcript is spliced from 2 exons. The annotation marks the transcript as partial. Gene Ontology annotation, cellular component: plasma membrane.
CUUACGCCACAGUACUUUCAUUGGGUCAAAGUUUGCUUUUACCUAUCCGACGAAGAAAUCAUCAACCGCAUCGGCUACGAUGCCCUCGUCUUUUUGCGUUUUCACCGCUUGGCCUUGCGCUGCAUUGUCAAAAUGUCGGUCUUUUCCUUCAUUGUCCUUUUACCAUUGAACUUUACCGGCGGUGGGCACGCCAACGCCCAAGAUUUGAAGGAGUAUGUGGGGUCCCUCUUUUUUACAGACUUUCUGCGCUUUACCAUGGCCAACGUACAGUCUGGUUCUCCAAGACUUUGGGUCCACUGCUUUGCCGCCUAUUUGUUGACGGGAAUUGUGGUUCGUGAACUACUCAUUGAAUACGAGCAUUUUGCCCUGAUUCGGCACCGUUAUCUUUUAUCGAGUGAACCGCAUUUACGAACCGUUUUGGUCACCAACAUUCCACGCCAUCUGCGAUCCGCCAGCAAGAUAACUUCCUAUUUCCGACACGUCUACCCGGACGCCGUCAAGUCCGUCUUUUUGUGCCAAAAUUUGAUUCAACUGGAAAAAAUGGUACAAGCGCGGACCACGCUAUUGUCCAAUAUCGAAACCGAGUUGCUCGUGCUGUGUCGUACGGAGAAAAAGAAACUGUACGAACAGUCGUAUCUCCGUCGCUCCAUUCUAACGUUUCGUUUGAGGUAUUGCAGUGCCGAAGACGGCACACAGGAACGCCUGGCCGACUACUACUCACAACUCGAAACCCUGAACGAAGAAAUUGAAAAGGAGCAACGCCGGAGACUGACGGACAAAGCUUUCGUGGUGAUGCGAACAUACACAGCAGCAACAAUUGCCAUUCAGUCCAUGCAUUCAUCCAAGCCCGGAGCGAUGCAUGUCGUGACAGCCCCGGAACCGAGAGACAUUUUGUGGUACAACAUAUAUAUGUCGAAAGGGGCACAGCGAACUCGAUCGUAUAUGGGAGAGUUUCUGGUGCUGCUAUUAAUUUCGUUCUAUGCGAUUCCGGUUGCACUUAUCUCUUUGUUGGUCAGUGAAAAUGCUUUGAUUUCUAAUUCGCCAAGGCUGGCCCAGUUGGAUCAGGCGUCGACGUUCUUUUCGGCAGCGAUCACUUUGGUUCAACCGUUGUGUAUCGUGGGAUUACAGCAGCUCUUACCGCCUCUAUUCAUGGUGAUCGGAAGAGCGGAAGGAAGAAUUGCGUUUAGUGAUGCACAAAUGCAAGCCUUCUCGCGCUACUUUUUGUUUCAAGUUUUGAAUGUCUUUUUGGUGACGACCAUUGCUGGAUCGAUCUUCGAUACCGUUGCAAUUAUUAUUGAAAAUCCUGAGUCAGCCUUUGAAAUGCUAGGAAAUUCAUUGCCGCGAAUGUCAUCGUUCUUCAUCACGUUCGUGACGGUCAAGACGUUCCUGGCUCUGGGUUUAGAGCUCGUUCGGUGUGUCUCGCUAAUU